Molecule: messenger RNA, 1756 nt
Organism: Uloborus diversus
Lineage: Eukaryota; Metazoa; Arthropoda; Arachnida; Araneae; Uloboridae
Product: paired box protein Pax-8-like
Exons: 11
Coding region: 1-1626 (541 amino acids)
Biological process (GO): regulation of transcription by RNA polymerase II; anatomical structure development
Molecular function (GO): DNA-binding transcription factor activity, RNA polymerase II-specific; RNA polymerase II cis-regulatory region sequence-specific DNA binding
Source: RefSeq, a predicted model, not a curated record
AUGGACUUAAGCACGGCUUACCGCUACAAUGCCAGCAUGAUGGAAUACUAUUCAUGCCACGGCGGCGUGAACCAGCUGGGUGGCGUGUUCGUGAACGGGCGGCCCCUCCCCGACGUGGUGCGCCAGAGGAUAGUGGAGCUGGCCCACCAAGGGGUCAGACCCUGCGACAUCAGCAGGCAGCUGAGGGUCUCCCACGGAUGCGUCUCCAAAAUACUUGGAAGGUAUUACGAGACGGGAUCUAUCAAGCCCGGGGUGAUCGGGGGCAGCAAGCCGAAGGUGGCGACUCCAAAAGUGGUGGACGCUAUUGCCAAUUACAAGAAACAAAAUCCGACCAUGUUCGCCUGGGAGAUCAGGGAUCGGCUGCUCGCUGAUGGCGUCUGCGAUCAGGACAACAUACCGUCCGUCAGCUCCAUCAACAGGAUCGUACGGAACAAAGCAGCCGAGAAAGCGAAACAGGUCGGUGCCACCUCCGGUCACAUGAACGGGGGCCAGAGCCCUCAACCCACCUCCAACGCCACAUCAGUGAUCGCCCACGCGCCCCCGGCUCACGAGGGGCAACCCCCGCUGCAGCGACCCUCCUACUCCAUCAACGGAAUUCUGGGCAUUCCGAAUCCCUCCGCCGCCCCAUCACAGCAGCCACAACACACGCAAGACCUCACGCAUAAACGGAAAAGAGACGAAGGUGUCUUGAACGAAGGAAGAGACCUAAAUGGAGACCUUCACGACGAGGAAUCCAAAAGGCAAAGAGCACAUUACAAUGGAGACCAAAUUUAUGCAACGCAGAUGUGGCCGAAAUGGCCUAAAGAUGACCUUAAAGCUGGAGCCAUGGUGCCGGACCUAACGGCUGCGGCCGUGGCCGGUGGUGCCCCGUACACUCUCCAGCAGUUUCCUACGACUCCCGAACAAGCCUUCACGCCAGUAGUCACAACCACAUCUUCCAACGAACAACUCAAAAACGACAUCUCACAUUACGACGCCGCCAUGUCAGCAAUGACUUCCCAAGUACAGUCUUCAGCUGUCUAUUCCCCACCUUUAGAUCAAUGCAAUAGGCCGCCAUCUUUGGUCGGCCAUUUUGUGACGUCAUCAGGAAGUUCUGCGUUGAGUGGUUUAACUCUUCAAGAAAAAACAUUGCUUGGGGUGUCAGGGUCUUUACUAGAUCCUUCAACGUUAUCCCACCACUAUCAACAAGUAGUGGGUAGUGAGGUGUGCAGUCGUUCCUCUACCCCGAGGAAUGAGCAUCAGCAAGUGGUGAACACCUCCGAAGCCCCAUCCUCCACACCCGUGUCAUCCUGCCUCACCCUGCUGCAACCACUGCAUGCUACUAGUGCAUCCCUGGAUCCCUAUGCAGCAACUUUCUCACCUACCCAGUUCCAAGUUACAGGUGCGGCGGUGGCUGGUGGUGCCUCCGUUGGUGGCGUAACCGGUGCUGAAUAUGCAGCUUAUUCUCCAUACACACAGUAUUCACCCGCUGCGGCCUACAGUGCAUAUGGCUAUGGAUCGGGCGGUAUCAUAAAUCCUUCUUACUACUACACACCAAGUGCCGCCCGAACGACAGCUGGGACGAAUCCAAGUCUAGCGGCUACUUCACCGAUUAGUCCGAACAAUUUCAAAGCAGAACGUUGCUAGUGAUGUGAACUACCAGACAUUUGUAAAAAAAAUACCAAAGCCGGAAUUGGAAUCGGUAUCGAAUGCCGAUGAUAAAAGCAAUUCUCCUUGAAAGGAAAGAUAUUUUCGAUGUGCUUCGAAGAGUAAUGGA